Molecule: messenger RNA, 573 nt
Organism: Aspergillus eucalypticola CBS 122712
Lineage: Eukaryota; Fungi; Ascomycota; Eurotiomycetes; Eurotiales; Aspergillaceae
Product: trafficking protein particle complex subunit
Exons: 4
Coding region: 1-573 (190 amino acids)
Biological process (GO): regulation of GTPase activity; endoplasmic reticulum to Golgi vesicle-mediated transport
Cellular component (GO): trans-Golgi network; cis-Golgi network; TRAPP complex
Source: RefSeq, a predicted model, not a curated record
AUGUCGUUGGAUGCACCGGCUUCAUCCCUCAAUGCUUCAGAUCCACACGCGCGGCUCCUGGGUGCCUCAUGCCUUGAUUUCCUCCUCAUAGAGCUCGUCCCUAUGGCGGAGCGUUUAGCGAAGGAACUUGCUUCAGAAGAUAAGCUACCAGAUGAUGAAGAAAUCCGGGAAACUACAUUCUUUCGCCUUGAAUCUCUAGGUUACAGGGUUGGACAAGGGUUGGCUGAACGCAGAUUCUCCCGCGAUCGCCCACGAUUCGCAGAUAACCUGGAUGUCAUAAAGUUUUUGUGCAAGGACUUGUGGACGAUACUAUUUAAGAAGCAGGUGGAUAACCUGAAAACGAAUCACCGGGGCGUGUAUGUCUUGACUGACAACUCAUUUCGACCAUUUGCAAGGAUGAGUACAUCUGUGCGAAGCGAGGCGGUGUCUAUGGCUCAAGCGUAUCUAUGGUUUCCAUGCGGCGUUAUUCGCGGUGCUCUAUCAAACCUCGGUAUUACAACCACUGUCCAGGCGGAAUCUACAGAGCUUCCAGGUGCAACCUUUCAAAUUAAAACCGUCAACCCCAAGCCCUGA